Molecule: messenger RNA, 1761 nt
Organism: Mercurialis annua (annual mercury)
Lineage: Eukaryota; Viridiplantae; Streptophyta; Magnoliopsida; Malpighiales; Euphorbiaceae
Product: cytochrome P450 71A9-like
Exons: 2
Coding region: 76-1617 (513 amino acids)
Molecular function (GO): monooxygenase activity; oxidoreductase activity, acting on paired donors, with incorporation or reduction of molecular oxygen; iron ion binding
Source: RefSeq, a predicted model, not a curated record
ACAAUUAAGAGUUCUUCAAUGUUAACAAUAUACAUAUUGAUCUCUUGAAAUACAAAUAAUUAAGAGGUCUUGAAAAUGGGUGUAUCAUUUCUUGUUUCUUCAUUAUCCCAGAUCGAUCAGUCCAUGGUCAUUAUCAUCAUAAUCCCAUUUGUUUUUCUUGCAAGUUCAUUGUUUUUCUACUUCAUCAGCAACCCUUUGGUACGAGCAAAGAAGCUCCCACCAGGUCCCAAAAGGCUUCCAAUCAUUGGAAACUUGUACCAGCUACCGAAUCCAAUCCAUAAAUCACUUCACCACUUAGCAGAAAAACAUGGACCUCUUAUGUACCUCCAGCUUGGUUCAGUACCUACUGUAAUAAUUUCCUCCGCCGACAUGGUCAGAGAUAUCUUUAGAACACAUGAUACUGUCUUUUCCGGCAGACCCGCUUCAUACGCCGCCAAGAAAUUGUGUUACAAUUGUUCCGACAUUGCUUUUGCUCCAUACGGUCAACAGUGGAAGGAGAUGAGGAAAAUUGCGAGUUCAGAACUGUUAAGUACAAACAGAGUGCAAUCUUUUAAGACAGUCCGAGAAGAAGAAGUGAGUCGUAUGAUUGAUUCUAUAACUAACUCGUCUGGUCCGAUUAAUCUGAGCGAAUUAAUUCUUUUGGUAUCGAAUAGAGUGGUAUGUCGCGCCGCUUUUGGAAGGAAUUAUGAAUCUGGAAUUAGUGGAGGACGAGGACUGGAUUAUCUGCUUGGUGAAGCGCAGGAAAUUCUUGGAGGAUUUUGCAUAGCGGAUUUUUUUCCACGGAUGGAAUGGGUUUGUAAGUUCAAUGGCUUAGAAGCUCGAGCGGAGAAGACUUUCGGACAACUAGACAAAUUCUAUGAUAAAAUACUAGAGGAGCAUCUUGAUCCGGACAGACCUGAACCUGAACAUGAAGAUCUUGUUGAUGUACUGCUGCGACUGCAGAGAGAUGAUAGUCGAAACACUUCACUCAGCAACGAUUCCAUCAAGGGCGUUCUCAAUGACAUGUUUAUUGCCGGAACGGACACAUCGGCAGCAACUAUAGUUUGGACUAUGACAGAGCUAAUCAGAAAUCCCCAGGUAAUGAAAAAAGUGCAAGAAGAAGUGAGAGAACUACUUAAAUCCAAAACCAAGGUUGAAGAAAGCGAUAUUCCAGGACUUGGUUACCUAAAAGCAGUACUAAAAGAAUCAUUCAGAAUCCACCCACCAACUCCAUUGAUGGUUCCACGAGAAACUAUACAAGAUUGCAGAGUCGGAGACUAUGACAUUCCAGCUAAAACAAGGGUGUUUAUAAAUGGAUCGUCGAUAUUCAUGGACCCUAAAAACUGGGAAAAUCCAAGUGAAUUUCGACCUGAGCGAUUUCUGAAUAAUUCGGUUGAUUUUAGCGGACAGCAUUUUGAGUUAACAGCGUUUGGAGUGGGACGACGAGGAUGUCCUGGAAUGAAUUUUGCUGUGAUAGUGGUGGAGCUAGCUCUGGCUAAUCUGCUGUAUCACUUCGACUGGGGAUUGCCUGAUGGAGUUGCAGUAGAUGAUAUUGACAUGGAGGAAGCAUUUGGCAUUACUAUGCAUAAAAAAUCUCAUUUAUACCUAGUGGCUACUCCUGCGAAUAAUGAUGUCUAGCCUGUUUAAUUAAUGCCAUCUUCAUUAAUGGAUGAUUUUAAGUCAAUUAUGAAUUAUGAUUCAUAAUCUUCUGAGGUAAAUUUAGUUCAUUUAAAUGUUUCUUCUAUUGUGGAGGUUGGAAUGGAUCAGUUUCUUUUUCUUUAA